AUGUCAUCAAAUUUUCAACCAAAUUUCCAAGAACUGAUUUCACAAUCCACAAUAAAUGAAAAAGAUUCAAGCUAUGACGUCACAAGUGCUGAUAAAUCCAAACUUUUAUCAAUGUUGACUCAAAACGCAAUAAAAAUAAAUGAAAAAUUCAUCACAAAAUUCACAAAAGACAGCAAAAACCUGAAAAAAGAAGCAAAAGAGGCCUGCAAAGUUCUUCAUUUCCAGUCUGACUGGACUUUUGAUGACUUUAUAGCUGAACUUGCUAUAUUAAACCCUGAAGAGUAUCCAAACUUAUUUAUUUUCAUCAUUGAAGUCGAGAAUUUCACUUUUGAUGCUGAAAAAGUGCUGAAAAUUCAAGAAAAUUUGCUCAAAUUCAGCACAUCACGUCCUUUGGUCCUCCAGCUGACAUUAGAUGAUUCAAAAUUUUACUACAAAAAUGAAAAUUCAAGACAAUUCAGCACAGUUGAUCAACAAGAAACUUUCGAGGAGCUGAAGAAUUUUCCGUCAUUUUUGUGCUCAUUUUUGGACGAAACUUUGGGACAUCCUGAAGAUUUUGAGAUUCAAAUCAUCGAGAUGCUUCCUCAAUUAAAUGACUCAACUUUAAUUCUUCGAUUCUUAAAGACGCUGGACUUAAGUGAUGAAUUUCAUGGCUCAAUAAUCCUCAAAGUAUCAGAAAAUGGCACCAAAAGUGACUUUUUGGCUGCACUUGAUGCUCAAUUUGACUUUGAUGGAAGGAUGUUAAGCACAAGAGCUCAAACUUACUUAUCAGACAUAUUUUAUGAGGAUCAGUCAGACGAUGAGUCAGCAGAUGAGUCAGAACAAGCUACAGACCACGAAGAGGCAAGCGCCGAACGAGAGAUUCAAGAUUCAGCAAGCGAGACAUCAUCAACAUCUAGUAACAGCCAUUUAAGUCCAUCAGUGAUGCUUAUAGCAGUUGAACAUAAAAACAAGGAAGUCAUCGACUAUUUAAUCACUUUUUGGACUCAUUUAAUUCAACAACUUCCUUUUAAGCACCGAAUUAGAAUUUCUACAGUUGCACUUGAGUCAAGUCAACUUGAUAUUUUGUGUGACUUGCUUGAAAUUUCAGACUUUCCAUUUCCUGAGAACUUUCAAGUUGAGUCAGUUGAGCAUGUGAAACUAAGUAAAAUAUCAGCAGAAAGAACUCAAUUCAGCACCUGGAUCAUGGAUGAGAACUUUGAGAAAAUUGAUGAAUUUAUUGACAGCAACUUGAACCUAAAAAUCAUUUACAAUCCAGAAAAUAAGUCAGCAAUGAAGCAAGCUGUUAAUCUUAAGAAAUUCAAUAUCUAUUGGCACUUAAAGUCAUUCGGAUUUAAAGCAACAGAAUUUGACAAUCUUGAAGAAAUUCUCAGUGGAAAGGAACUAAAGCAAGCAAUUCUGGCCAAAGUCCAACAAAGAAGGAAAAAUGUCAAUGAGUCACUGACGGAUGAUGACAAGUCAGUCAACUUAUUAUGCAAUCGAUCAUCAAUCCACAAUAAAAGGAUUAAAAAGGAACAAGAAGCUGAAUAUCGCAAGAAAAUAAGGAACUGGUUCAAUGACAUCAAGAAGAUCAAGUUUGGGACUGAAUUCCUGAAUGUUGCAGCUUCAUGUGAAAAAUUGAGGAUUAUUUUUGAUUUUGAAAGUAACACGGUUGAAAAUGCAAGCCUGUCGGGACCUCAUUCGCUUGGUUCCACAUAUUCAAACAACAAAUGGAUCUUCAUUGGUGCAAAAUUAUUAGACAACAAGCGUGAACAUAGAAUUAAAGGAGUUCUAGCACAUGAGUUGUGUCAUUAUGACAUGUGACUAGUUUUUGAGAAUCAGGAGAAUCCUUACUACAAGCACAUGCUUAAAAUAGCUGAAAUGUUUGAGGAAAUUGUCAAAAUAAUUGAUAAAUGGUCUGUAGAAGGUGCUGAAUGUCCAGAUGAUGAGUGCAACAGAAUCAUUUCCUCAGUCUUUAAAAUGUACUCAAAAGAUGAAUUUCAUUUGGAACUGAUUGUCAGGGUUGUGCAGAUUUUAGUUGAAUUUGAUGAUGAUCAGGAUAAAGUUAAGUAUCUUGAGGAUAAGUACAAGCAGUUGUUUGAUUUCUGGGAACAUCAAGUGAUUCCGGAACUGAGGAAGUUCAAUUUGAAGGAUCGAGAAGUUGUGAGGAAAAUGAAUCGACUUUUUGACCUGUUGCCGGGCAUUAAAAAUCAAAAAAUUGAGUUUCGUGAGUCAAAAGACAUAAAAGCUUUAAUUGACAAUAAUUUGAUCAUUGUGACAUCAAAUGUGCCGCUGCUGUUGCUCAUUAACAUGCAGCAACAUCUCAAGCAAGAACUUGGCGACUUAUUUGACACAAAUAAUGUUUUUGUUGACCCAAAAAAGCUUAAAAACCAGGAAAUAAGCAGCGAUUUUGAGAGAUUAUUAGACGAAGACUUAAAGUUGAGAUUUAUUGUUGACUGCUCAAAGGAAGUUCCUCAAGAUUUAGAUCAGUAUGAUGUGAAU
This is a messenger RNA of Chironomus riparius, 2478 nucleotides long. Lineage: Eukaryota; Metazoa; Arthropoda; Insecta; Diptera; Chironomidae. The record is from the annotation of a GenBank genome assembly.